Molecule: messenger RNA, 1513 nt
Organism: Leguminivora glycinivorella
Lineage: Eukaryota; Metazoa; Arthropoda; Insecta; Lepidoptera; Tortricidae
Gene: CPR129
Product: cuticle protein 19-like
Exons: 5
Coding region: 31-435 (134 amino acids)
Cellular component (GO): extracellular matrix
Source: RefSeq, a predicted model, not a curated record
CCGCUCUGCAGCUUUUAGUACGGAGAGAACAUGUGGGUACUCGUGCUACUAGCGUGCGUGAGCGCCGGCUGGGCGGCGCCACAGUACGCGCUGCCGGGUGCUGUGUACGCGCACGCACCACUAGUGCACGCUCCCGUCGUCCACGCUGAGCCUGUGGCUUACCCAAAGUACGCGUUUAACUACGGCGUAAAAGAUCCACACACUGGCGACAUAAAGUCACAGCAAGAGGAGAGAGACGGCGAUGUCGUUAAAGGCAGUUACUCACUAGUGGAGCCCGACGGGUCGACGCGAACCGUGGCGUACUCGGCAGAUGAUCACAACGGGUUCAAUGCGGUUGUACAUAAGACCGGCCACGCCGUUCAUCCUGCGCCAAUAGCAGUAGCUCCACACUACGCUGCGCCUGCGCUCGCCAUAUCACCAUACGGACUACACUAACUUGACUACGAAUUCUACCGCCCGCUACAUGAAAGUUAUAAAAAAUAAUUUAAGGCAACUUCACACUAGCGCCUUUUGAGCGUCGGUGUCUAGACAGCGCUAAGGAAAAUGGCGCCGCUUCGUUGUUGCGCCGACGCUGCUUCAAGCAGUUCCUAUAGAGUUGAUUAUAUGCCGACGCUCGGGAGACGUGUGAGGUAGCUUCUAAAUCAUCAAAGAAUAUAUUACACGUUACCGAUUUUUUUUCGAGCGAGAUAAUUACUGGUAAAGUGUUCUAUAUUUAUUAUUUUAUUUAAGUGAUAUGGAAAUACUCUAUUAUUGUAGUGCACUUUAUAAUUUUUAGAUCAUGAUAAAUUAAUUAACUUUCAAGGUAUAUGAUAUUACAUUUGGAAAGAUGUGUAAAUUUGUAGGAUUGAUUAUUUGAUCAUGUAUGCAUUAUUUACAGUUAAAAAUACAAAAGGCACUUAAAAAAUAUUCGUAUUUUAAGAUUAGAUAGGAUAUAUUUGCGGUACACACAGGGUUAUGUAUACAUUUUAAAGCUAUAGUAUAUCUACUUAGAUAUAAAUUUACCUCUUUCAAAUAAAAAAUACCUACAGUGUAAACGAGCGACAACAGCGGCAGAUAAACCGUUAGCGGUUUUCGCUCGCUGUUCCAAUGUAAAAAAAUAGUAUGUAAGUGUUUUUAGAUAAAUAAAUUAAAAAAAAAAAAAUCUAUUGCAUACAAAUAAAAGCAUGAAAACUGAUAGAAUGCCGGGAUAUGCCCUGUAUGAUAUUGCAAUAUAUUCUAUGAUUUGCUACUGUGUGUUACUAACUAAAUAACGGCAUCUGCAGUACAAUUUAUUAAUGUGUUAUUUUAAGGUUUAAUACAUAAUGGUUGUUUACAUAGUUAGUAUUUAUGAGCUUCAUGUAAAGCAUAACGAUGUUUAUUAAGUAUUCCUCAAUAUAUAUUUUACGCGAUUCAUUUACUCUUCAAAUAUUUAGCCUAUUGAUCUCAGAUAUUAUUUUGUCUGUCUGAUUUAUGUUUUCAGUUUAACGAACUCUAUUUUUUGUAUGAUAUAUUUUAUGAUUCUAUAUUUUUUGAA